Strongylocentrotus purpuratus (purple sea urchin) is the source of this 1539-nucleotide messenger RNA. RefSeq lists its product as uncharacterized. The record is from RefSeq and is a predicted model, not a curated record. The coding region runs from base 1 to 1539 and encodes 512 amino acids. NCBI's taxonomy places the organism in Eukaryota, Metazoa, Echinodermata, Echinoidea, Camarodonta, Strongylocentrotidae. The transcript has a single exon. Gene Ontology annotation, biological process: positive regulation of DNA-templated transcription. Gene Ontology annotation, molecular function: zinc ion binding; ubiquitin-protein transferase activity. Gene Ontology annotation, cellular component: nucleoplasm; chromatin.
AUGUGUAACACAUGCCUUGAGAAUCACAACAAAUGGCCGCCUCAUGUCAAGCAUAGAGUUGUGAGAAUAGAAGACGUCAGAGAGGGAAGGGUGGUCCUCGAAAAAGAGGUUUACUGCCAGGAACACAAAGCAGAUAAACAAAAACACAUCUGUACUGAUGUGUGUGUCACCUGUAAGAAGUUCAUCUGCUUGAGAUGUAGGUUGCUGAGUCAUGAGAAUCAAGGCCACACAGUUCGGAAUACUGAGGAAUACAAUGCUUCUACCGAGACACAUAUUGAAUCUUUACAAUGCCGAGUUGAGACGAAAGUUACAACCAUCAAGAAUCACGUGACCUGCAUCAAAAAUCAGAAGGAGCGUGUCACUAAUCACAUUGCCGGAAAAAGGGCGAAAAUCAAUGAGAGUUAUAAAAAAUUACUCAAGAAAUUAGACGAGAGGAAAGCAGCAUUAGACAAGCAGUUGGACGCUCAGGAAGAGAAAUUAUGUAAAAGAUUGGAUGAGAUGCAAGAUGUUGAUGAGAGUUUGAUUACGAGUAUUAAGAGUGCGAGUGUGUUAGCGGGUAAUAGCAUGAAGGCUCCAUUAGAAGGUGAUAUCAUUGUUAUCCGUGAUACACUGUCUGGUGAGCUGAAGAAUGUACUAGAAAGGGAUGAUCCAGAGAAGAAGAUUGCUACGGAUGUAGCUGAUCGUGCAGAGCAACUAACAUUCACACCCAACACUCAAUGUGAUCAGUUGAACAUUGGUGAAGUCAGGUUCUUGAAACGUGAGUUGGAAUGUGUUGUAGAACUCUCUAACAAAGACUGCAUGGAUGGCAUGGUUGCUACACCCGAUGGUAGAAUGGCAGUGGCAAACAACACAGGAGGAAUCGAUAUCUUCUCUGCUGAUGGUCAGCUGCAGAAGACAGUCCUCAAGGAUGUCAAGAUCCGUGAAGUAGGGUACCUGUCUGAUGGUCGGUAUGUCGUAGAAACUAACAACAAUGCCAUCACCCUGUACACACAGGAGUAUGCGAAGCUGGAUGUAAUGUUUGACACACUGAGUGGUGAUGAAGGUGGGAUGUGUAGUAUUACUGUAGACAGUAAUGAUCUGAUCUAUGUCGGCUACUGGAAAGCCGGGAUAAUCCAGGUGUUCUCACCAGCAGGUGGGAAGGCGAUUAGGGAGAUACCAUGCAAUGAUUAUAAUCCUAUACUGAUCAAUAGUUAUAAUGACGUAUUUAUCAUUAAAUAUGGUUAUACAAUAGCUAUAAUUGAUAAAGAUGGCUAUGUAAAACACAAGGUAGAGAAGAAAUCAAAGACUUACGCGUGCGCUGCUGUGACUCAGAAUAAUUCAAUCCUGAUCGCUUGGGUCGAUAAGGAUAAGAUGUUGGUUAGUAUCGAUGAGUACACCAGCGAGCUCAAACACGUCCAGACUCUCAUCUCUGAUCACAAGAUUGAGAAGCCUGAGGAAUACUGGUACUAUGUCCGCGAGUUCAGAUCAGGAGAGAUUGCUUUCUGCACGUCAAAAAGACUCUAUAUAUUUAAAAUAACCAUCACACCAUGCAGUCCAUGA